Sphaerodactylus townsendi is the source of this 549-nucleotide messenger RNA. RefSeq names its product cell division cycle 26 (gene CDC26). The transcript has 2 exons. The record is from RefSeq and is a predicted model, not a curated record. The coding region runs from base 114 to 371 and encodes 85 amino acids. Gene Ontology annotation, biological process: protein K11-linked ubiquitination; regulation of mitotic cell cycle; anaphase-promoting complex-dependent catabolic process. Lineage: Eukaryota; Metazoa; Chordata; Lepidosauria; Squamata; Sphaerodactylidae. Gene Ontology annotation, cellular component: anaphase-promoting complex.
CUCACAAGCACUUCCGGGUGCCUGGCAGCGUGGUGGUCAGAGGCCCCGAAGGCGAAUGACGGAGUGGGAGGCGAUCGUGGUUGCUCUGCGGAUUGUUGAGAAGCGCCGUCAAGAUGCUGCGGCGGAAGCCGACGCGUCUGGAGCUAAAGUUAGAUGAUAUCGAGGAAUUCGAGGGCGCCAGGAAGGAGCUGGAGAGUCGUAAGAAGCAGCGCGAAGAGGUGGAUGUAGUGGGAGCCAGUGAUGGCGAGGGAGCUCUGGGACUAAGUAAUGACCAUAAGAGCCGGGAACAGAUGAUACACGACCGCAUUGGCUACAAACCACAACCCAAACCAAACAAUCGUUCUGCUCAGUUUGGAAAUUUUGAAUUCUAGAACAUGGGAACUUUGAGCAAAGUAGGACUCUAUUCAUGGUUAUGGAAAGCUGUUUUGGCCUGUCUUGGUUUUGCCCAAGCGGGCCAAGCCUUUCAUUUAUGUGAAACUAAGACUGGAUCCUCUUCAUUUGAAGCUGUCUGUCUUGCAACCUUAAAUAAAUGUGCUUUUUAAAUUGGGA